GUUUGAAGAAAGCGUUUUUUACCCAUUUCCCUAUCUCUUUGCUCCAAUUUAAAGCACGGUUGGCGUAGCUGAGCGAGUUGCCUAUCGUAUCUUUUAAUCUGCAAUGAUGGCUCAAGAAAGAACGGACAUUCAGGUCCCAGUGCCAAAUAUCAUCACGCCAGAGGAGGUUGACUAUGAAUCUCUUCCCGAGGACUCUUCUCUGUUGGCACAGUGCACAGCCGGUGCCUUUGCUGGUAUUCUGGAGCAUACUGUUAUGUACCCAGUUGAUGCUCUGAAGACGAGAAUGCAGGCAACGAGCUUGAAAAACACACAGGGUAUCUUCAACAGUAUUUAUAGGAUUUCUCUUCAAGAAGGUUGGCUGUCGCUGUGGAGAGGUACUUCAAGUGUCAUCCUAGGCGCUGGGCCUGCGCAUGCGGUGUAUUUUGGGACCUAUGAGUACGUGAAGAAGAUUCUCAUGAAGGACCAGGAAGGUCACCAGCCUUUGCGUAUUGGAAUUGCUGGUGCCUCUGCGACAAUUACUUCAGAGGCCUUAAUGAACCCAUUUGAUGUUAUCAAACAGAGAAUGCAAUUGAACUCUGGUGGCUCCGCGGACUUCAUUCCGACAGUUAGAUCCAUCAUCAGAACUGAAGGGUUCAGGGCAUUCUACUACUCCUAUCCAACAACCAUCGCAAUGACGAUUCCAUUCACCGCUCUCAACUUUAUCGUUUAUGAAUCAGCUACGAAGGUUCUUAAUCCAGACUCCGUUCACGAUCCUCUGAGACAUUGUAUUGCCGGUGGUCUUGCUGGAGGAGUUGCAGCAGCAUUUACUACCCCGCUGGACUGUGUCAAGACCAUAUUACAAACAAGAACAGGAUUAGACGACCCUCGUAUACGACACGUCCAUAAGUUUGGCGAAGCUGUAAAGAUUAUGUACGAGGUUGGUGGAAUGGCUGCUUUCUGGAAAGGUGUCAAGCCUCGUAUCGUGAGUAACGUCCCUGCAACUGCAAUCUGUUGGACAGCGUAUGAAAUGGCAAAAUACUACCUAAUGAAGUGAUGAUGCGAAUUCAAAGGAUCCUGUGUAUGGUUUUAUCCCGUUAUCUAUGUACAUAUAUAUGACCUUGUAAUUAAAAAAAACCUAGAUGCUGUUGACUCUUCUAUCAACGUAUUGUUCAACCAUGC
Messenger RNA from Williopsis jadinii, 1158 nucleotides. RefSeq names its product mitochondrial carrier. Gene Ontology annotation, molecular function: ferrous iron transmembrane transporter activity. The coding region runs from base 107 to 1033 and encodes 308 amino acids. Lineage: Eukaryota; Fungi; Ascomycota; Saccharomycetes; Phaffomycetales; Wickerhamomycetaceae. The record is from RefSeq and is a predicted model, not a curated record. Gene Ontology annotation, cellular component: mitochondrial membrane. The transcript has a single exon. Gene Ontology annotation, biological process: iron import into the mitochondrion.